AGGGCUCCAAGAGAGAAUAUUAAACAUAACUGUAUUUUUUUAAAAAACUAGCUUUUUCUGGACAUUUUAGUUAAGAUUCGUUUAUAUCCAUUUUGUGAAGGGUUCUGAACCCCAGGUGAGACUUAAUCUAGGAGAAACCAACGUGUCGGGGGCACCGUUAGGUGGAAGGGCUCCCAAGUAAUGUUCUCUCCUCCAUUGUAAGUUUUGAAAAAGAAUCCUGGUUCCAGAAAAAGAGCAGUGGUACCAACAAUUUGGACAACUUCCUAAAUCUCUUUAACUUUUGAGGCUAAGUUUAGAGAACUGAGAAAGAGACAAGGAUCACUUCAGAGACGAUGCAUAUUUUUUUCUAAAGUGUAUGGGAUUCUUUUUUUUUUUUUAAUUUUACACCUUCUAGGGACUGAUCUAUAACUUUUUUGGAAGGUCACAGGAUACAUUUCUUUUUAACAGCUCCCUGUUUAGUGUAUAUAUUAUGGGGAACCACAGGUAACCCUGCCGAUAAGCCUUUAGGGCCAUUUCUCAGCCUGGUUGAUUACUCAUAUACUUUAUUUUUUCCAAAGUUCCUGGAAAAAAUCACUUGUUUUCUAAUCUAUUUUUAAAAAAAUUGGUUAUGGAGAGAGGAGUGGACCUCUUUAUGGGCCCUGGAAGUAAAACAUAAAUAUCUUUUAAAGUUCUGUUUUGCUAUAAACCUUACUGCUUCUCACUUCUUUUUCAAUACACAACCCUUUUUAUGAUUUUGUGUGUGUACAUUAUUUACUUGUUUUAACUGCUGCUAAGGUUCCAUGGUGUGUGCUGCUUUCACAUUUUCAUGUAUUGCAAUACUUUCUUACGAUGGAUACUUUUACUAGCUCCAGCUUCCACUUAUCACCAGCAAAGCUGCUCUGAAUAUCCUUAUCAAUCAGUAUGAGACUAUUUCUGGAAUGCUUAUCUAAGGGCAGGGUUCUGGGUCAUAGGUAUAAGCUACUUGAUUCAAGCAAGUGCUGCUGGAUUUUUCUCCAGAAUAGCUGGACCUGUCUGUACUCCAUCGAGAGGCAGAGGAUUAUGUCCCCACGUCCCUGCUAAUUCUUUUCAGUAUUCUGUUCUAAUUUUACACACAUACACAUGCAAUCGAGGUAUAUAGUUUUUGUUUUAAAUUGCAUUUUUGUAUGAUUUGAAUUUGAACAUUUCUUCAUAUCCUUAGCCAUUUUGGUUUUUCCCUAUGUAACUUUCUUUUUUCUAUAUUUUAUCUGCUUUUCUAAUUUGUCCUGACUUUUGGGGGGGUUGUUAUCAAUUUGUAGGAGUUUGCUGUCUAUUCCAGUUAUUAUUCCCUUGUCACUUUCGGGUAUUGGAAAUAUCUUUUCUCAGUCUAUAACCUGUCUAUUGAACGUAAAUAUUAAUUUUUAUAUAAUCAAAUCCAUUCUUUUCCCUUAUGGUUUAAUUUUUGGAAUUUUAAAUUCUUUCCUAUUUUUAAACCACAAAGAAAAAAAUCCCCACCAUUUUGUUUUAUUAGCUUUAUAGUUUAACCUUUCACAUGUUAAGCCUUUAAGGCAUCUGGAGUCAAUUUUAUAUGGUGUAUAAUAGUUCUUAUGACAUUUUUUUUAAUAGAGUGCCUACCAAGAGUGAGGUACUGUUCAAAGUAUUUUGUAUACAUCUGUAAACAAACAAAUAUCCCUUCAAACCAAGUGGAGCUUAUGUUGUCCUACAGAGUCACCACCCACUUUGCUCUAGUGCUCAGGAUGAAUUCCAGUUUUAUACAUAGUGUGUUAAGGAAUAGACUUUAUUGGGGGAAGGGAAGACUUAAUAGGCUAGGGUCAGAACAAAAGAAAACAAAAGUCCAUCAUUCUUUGAUUAUCCAAACAAAAGUCUGCUGGGGCCUAGGCAGUCUGCUGGACUGCUGAAUGGGCAUGAUGUAUUUCUAUUCUACUGGAGAACCGCAGACUCAUAUUGGUCUUCUUAUAAGGUCACAUGUGAGAUCAGCCUUAAUAAUGUGAGGAAAAUCAGACCAUUUUGUACCAGGCAUUCUAGAUUUUGAUGCCAGUUAAUUAUGAACUAAGUUGACAGAAUACCAACUUCCCAGUAGUUGGAGAUGUUGAGACCUGAGAAGAGGUGCAGCCCUUGCUAAAGUGGAAAAGAAGACUCUACUAGUUUUCUAGUGCUGCAGUAAUGAAUUACUACAAUAAUGUGCAUAUUGAUAACUUCUGUCACUUAAUUAUGCUGUUUUAGAAUAUUGUACUGGCGCUUACAAGAUAUGUAAUUUGUAACACAAAUCAUAGCUAGGGUUAACUUUAAUUUUACAUCACUGUCAGUACAAUGCUAGUAAAGCACAUUCUCAUUCUGCUGAUACAGUACAGCUUUUAAUUGAACAGUUGUAGUUCAUCUCCAUGUUGAUUUUUAAGCUGCAGGUUUAGAGUGAAGUUGCUGUAAUAUAGUUGACAUACCUUUCACUUGAUUUUGAAGUAACUUGAGUUAAUUUAUUGACUGAGAUUGAGCUGAACAAAUCCCAAGAAAUCCAAUAGAAUGAUGAAGAAUUCAUGUCAGGCUACUAAGUACCAUCUAAACAAAAACUAGUUUGUCAGCAUCAUGUGGAUUUUCUUUUAUGUGUAAAGAUUACUUCUUCCUGUUCUAUUGCCCUCUGCUUUUAUUUGAAUUGGUCUCUACUUGUGUAGCAUUUCUGUUUGUGUAGAUAAGUUCAGGAUGUCUUAAAAUUUAACUCUUGCAGGGCUAAGCUUUUGAAAUACUUCAACCAUGACAAAAAGAGAAGCAGAGGAGCUGAUAGAAAUUGAGAUUGAUGGAACAGAGAAACCAGAAUGUACAGAAGAAAGCAUUGUAGAACAAACCUACACCCCAGCUGAAUGUGUAAGCCAGGCCAUAGAUAUCAAUGAGCCAAUAGGCAAUUUAAAGAAACUACUAGAACCAAGACUACAGUGUUCUUUGGAUGCUCAUGAAAUUUGUCUACAAGAUAUUCAGCUGGAUCCAGAACGAAGUUUAUUUGACCAAGGAGUAAAGACAGAUGGUACUGUACAGCUUAGUGUACAGGUAAUUUCUUACCAAGGAAUUGAACCAAAGCUCAACAUCCUUGAAAUUGUUAAACCUGCGGAAACAGUUGAAGUAGUUAUUGAUCCAGAUGCUCACCACGCUGAGGCAGAAGCACAUCUUGUAGAGGAAGCUCAGGUGAUAACUCUCGAUGGCACAAAACACAUUACAACCAUUUCAGAUGAAACCUCAGAACAAGUGACAAGAUGGGCUGCCGCGCUGGAAGGUUAUAGGAAAGAGCAAGAGCGCCUUGGGAUACCCUAUGAUCCUAUACAGUGGUCCACAGACCAAGUCUUGCAUUGGGUAGUUUGGGUAAUGAAGGAAUUCAGCAUGACUGAUAUAGACCUCAGCACACUCAACAUUUCAGGACGAGAAUUAUGUAGUCUCAACCAAGAAGAUUUUUUUCAGCGGGUCCCUCGGGGAGAAAUUCUCUGGAGUCAUCUGGAGCUUCUUCGAAAAUAUGUAUUGGCAAGCCAAGAACAACAGAUGAGUGAGAUCGUUACAAUUGAUCAACCUGUCCAAAUUAUCCCAGCAUCCGUACAGUCAGCUACACCUACUACCAUUAAAGGUAUAAACAGCAGUGCAAAGGCAGCUAAAGUCCAAAGAGCUCCCAGGAUUUCAGGAGAAGAUAGAAGUUCACCUGGGAACAGAACAGGAAACAAUGGCCAGAUUCAACUGUGGCAGUUUUUGCUAGAACUUCUCACUGACAAGGAUGCUCGAGACUGCAUUUCUUGGGUUGGUGAUGAAGGCGAGUUUAAGCUAAAUCAGCCUGAAUUGGUUGCACAAAAAUGGGGACAACGUAAAAAUAAACCUACAAUGAACUAUGAGAAACUCAGUCGUGCAUUAAGGUAUUAUUAUGAUGGGGACAUGAUUUGUAAAGUUCAAGGCAAGAGAUUUGUGUACAAGUUUGUUUGUGACUUGAAGACUCUUAUUGGAUACAGUGCGGCAGAGUUGAACCGUUUGGUCACAGAGUGUGAACAGAAGAAACUUGCGAAGAUGCAGCUGCACGGCAUAGCCCAGCCUGUCACAGCAGUGGCCCUGGCUGCGGCCUCUCUGCAGGCCGAAAAGGAUAACUGAGCCCAGCGCCCGCUGGGAUUGCGAGGUCUUUUGUUAACUGCGAGAGCAAGUAUUGCUCUUACCUUUAUUACUAAAUUUGAACCUUCUUUUAUUUCUAGGCUGUACAGUCUGAUGCAUGAUUUUUUUAUAAAUAUUUCAUACUCUUGUGAAUUUGGAUCUUUUUACUUUGAGCAUAUAUUUUAGAAUAUGUAUAUGUUAAAGUUCACCACAAUGGCUUCAGUAUGAAGGCAGUUCAUUGUGGGAUAGUUUGUUAACAGUCAGGAAAGCUAAACUGGUCAGUAUUAAUGUCUAACCCUACCAAAAAUAGCCAGUAGCAUCUGAGGAUGGAAAAUAAAUGAAGUAUCUUCAGGAAACAGUCUGGCUUAACUAUUUUUGAAAAUAUACCUGUUUCCCUUCUCUGCUGCUUUAGAUGUUGCUUUACAUAGAACCAGAAAAUGGAAUUUUAACAGCUAAAGCAUGUGUGCCUGUUUCAUCUAAUCAAGCAGAGCUAAAAGAGUCAUAUCAAAUAAAAGCAUAAUAUUAAUAAAUUACUAACCCAAUAGUAUCAGGUUAUUAAAGUAAUUUAUAUAGUUGCAAGUGAAGGAUGUAAGUUGACUGUCAGAAGAGCAGCGCUAAGGAGGAAGAUCCAGAGUUAAAUCUGGCUCAACUCAAGCAGUUUUAAGGAUUUUCUGUAUAGAUUAUUCAUAAUGUCAGGCCAAGAAUUUAAAUUAUUUUAAGAGAGGCAUUUAAUUCUAAUAAACCAACUAUUAUAAAAAUUUUGAAAUGAUCUCUGUUUUUCCUGUCAGAGAUUUAAAAAACUGAGAAGUAUACCUCAGCCAGAAAAUUGGUUUGGUUUGGCUUCUUUCUCUCUCUCUCUCUGUCUCUGUCUCUCUUUUUUUUUAAUUACCCUUUAGUGCCGGUUUAUUAUGCAAAGCAGCUUAUAGUCAUUGUGUUUCUGAUGAAAUGAAGACUUUAAAUCAGUCAGCAGUGCUUUACCUUUGGAAACAUUAGUAAAUUACUUCCAAAUAGUUUAAAAAGGAAAUUUUGACCUCCAGUACAGGCAGUCUUCUCUUCAAACAAAAUUUCCCAUUUAUUUAAUUUUUUCCUUUUGAAGAUUAAUGUGUGUAUAUACAACUGUCUACAUAUAUAUGUCCACUUGACAAUUUCCUGUCAGUACCGAUACACACAUAUGUGAAGACAUAAUAUUCAAAAGGAAAGAUAUUUCAAAAGAUAACUCAUUUUUUAAAUCUUAAAAAAUUAAUAAUUAUAUAUAUAUAUAUGAAACUACUUAUGACAAGCUAACACUAAACAGAAGUGGCUAGAAAUAUGUAUCUUUUUUGCCUGCUCAUUCGCUUUACUUGCUUUCUUUUUUUGUUUUGUUGUUUGUUUUAAGGUAUUAUGUACAAAUCCUGAUGAGAUACUGGCAGAUAACUUCUAAUCCUCUUAUAGCAGAAGAUUGAUCCUCAGAUACUAUUUUAUGCACCUUCUCCCUUGUCAUUUACUUUAAAUUCACCCCUCUAAACAGCUUUAUAAGAGUUAGUUAAUGCUUUUGACUAACCAGGAGGAAAGGGCCAUGGUAAUAUAGGCUGGGUGGCAUGUUAGCAGUGGCUGCCAUCAAUAUACUGAAUAGUGGUUUGGAAUGAAUUGCAGGAGGCAGGGCUCUUAGGAACAAGGAAGAGAGGAGAGAUCUAUUAUCUCCUUUCCUUAUAACCUCAAAUCUUAAUUUUAAGAGCUGUGCUAUAGGGCUACAAAGUAUAAUGUCAGUUCAUUUACGUUAUUGUAUUAAGUCCUUUAAGACCCUGCAGUAGAUAUCUAAAAAAGAAUAAAAUUUGUAACUUCCCACUGUUACCAUUUUUAUAAACACACACAAAAUAGACUGACACAUUAUUAGUAUAUAUUGAGUGCCGUGGUUGCAAGAAUAUCUGAGUAGACUAGCAAUGUGACAUAAUAUACAGAAGCAAA
This is a messenger RNA of Miniopterus natalensis, 6027 nucleotides long. It is a transcript of the gene GABPA, whose product is annotated as GA binding protein transcription factor subunit alpha. Gene Ontology annotation, biological process: regulation of transcription by RNA polymerase II; cell differentiation. Lineage: Eukaryota; Metazoa; Chordata; Mammalia; Chiroptera; Miniopteridae. Gene Ontology annotation, molecular function: DNA-binding transcription factor activity, RNA polymerase II-specific; sequence-specific DNA binding. The record is from RefSeq and is a predicted model, not a curated record. Gene Ontology annotation, cellular component: nucleus.